AUGGCAGGCACAAUGAUCUCAGGAAGCCGAAGAAAGCUCAUCAGAGAGAUUGAGGAUUCCCAAACUCCCCCGACCUCAACUAAGCUAGGGACUAGAGCUAGCGUCUUAUCUAAGAGUGGAUCAAGAACUGGAUUAGCAAAGGGCCUGAUGCUGCUUCACAGACUGAUGAUAGAUCUUAGAGGUUUGCCUGUGAGGGGCAACCUGCAUUUCCACUAUCGGCAGCAACAAGGAUUCUUGAAUGCCUCCAUGCCCAAACCACCACUCCAGCUUCUGCCACCACCACAACUGCCACCACCACCACCAUUACCACUACCAUCACCACCACCACCAUCACUGCCACCAUCACUACCAUCACCACCACCACCACCACCACUACUAUCAUCACCACCAUCACCACCACCACCACCACUACUAUCAUCACCACCAUCACCACCACCACCACCACUACUAUCAUCACCACCAUCACCACCACCACCACCACCACUAUUAUCACCACCAUCACCACCACCACUACUAUCAUCACCACCAUCACUACCACCACUACUAUCAUCACCACCAUCACUACCACCACUACUAUCAUCACCACCAUCACCACCACCACCACCACCACUACUAUCAUCACCACCAUCACCACCACCACCACCACCACUACUAUCAUCACCACCAUCACCACCACCACCACCACUACUAUCAUCACCACCAUCACCACCACCACCACCACUACUAUCAUCACCACCAUCACCACCACCACCACCACCACUAUCAUCACCACCAUCACCACCACCACUACUAUCAUCACCACCAUCACUACCACCACUACUAUCAUCACCACCAUCACUACCACCACUACUAUCAUCACCACCAUCACCACCACCACCACCACCACUACUAUCAUCACCACCAUCACCACCACCACCACCACCACUACUAUCAUCACCACCAUCACCACCACCACCACCACCACUACUAUCAUCACCACCAUCACCACCACCAUCACCACCACCACCACCACCACUACUAUCAUCACCACCAUCACCACCACCACCACCACCACUACUAUCACCACCAUCACCACCACCACCACCACUACUAUCAUCACCACCAUCACCACCACCACCACCACUAUCAUCACCACCAUCACUACCACCACUACUAUCAUCACCACCAUCACCACCACCACCACCACCACUACUAUCAUCACCACCAUCACCACCACCACCACCACCACUACUAUCAUCACCACCAUCACCACCACCACUACUAUCAUCACCACCAUCACCACCACCACCACCACUACUAUCAUCACCACCAUCACCACCACCACCACCACCACUACUAUCAUCACCACCAUCACCACCACCACCACCACUACUAUCAUCACCACCAUCACCACCACCACCACCACCACUACUAUCAUCACCACCAUCACCACCACCACCACCACCACUAUCAUCACCACCAUCACCACCACCACUACUAUCAUCACCACCACCACCACCACCACCACUACUAUCAUCACCACCAUCACCACCACCACCACCACCACUAUCAUCACCACCAUCACUACCACCACUACUAUUAUCACCACCAUCACCACCACCACCACCACCACUAUCAUCACCACCAUCACCACCACCACCACCACCACUACUAUCAUCACCACCAUCACCACCACCACCACCACCACUACUAUCAUCACCACCAUCACCACCACCACCACCACCACUACUAUCAUCACCACCAUCACCACCACCACCA
Pongo pygmaeus (Bornean orangutan) is the source of this 1758-nucleotide messenger RNA. RefSeq lists its product as uncharacterized. NCBI's taxonomy places the organism in Eukaryota, Metazoa, Chordata, Mammalia, Primates, Hominidae. The transcript has 5 exons. The record is from RefSeq and is a predicted model, not a curated record. The annotation marks the transcript as partial.